AUGCAAGCACCAAUAGGUCCAUCAAGAACAAGACAUGGUGGAAGAAAUGAAGUUGAUGUUGAAGAUGAUCAUACAGGAAGAAGAGCUACUACUGAUGUAACUUAUUUGGCUGUUGUUUCGCCACCAAAAGAAAACCAAUUGACUAAUAUUCGAAAACAACAUGGCCCUAAAGGUAUUCAACGUUCUAAGUUUACUCAAGUUAAAGAACACAUGGCUGUUAUGGCACAAUUAGAAGACGAUAAAGACGAAACAUUCACUGAUGAUGAACCAAUAACACCUAAUUAUCCUUCACAUAAGCCGGAUAAAUUACAAAUAAAUGAUUUUAUUUCUAUUGCACCAAUUGAUGAUAAUACUCAAACAUCAUUAAUAACUGAAAACUUAGUAAUAAUCAAUAAAUUCGAUCCAAAAUCAUCACGUUUUUAUCUUGAUGAUAUUGAUCCAUCUAAACAAGCAAGAAAAUUUCAUAGACAAAUAAGUCGAGAAGAAAAACUUUAUAAUCGAGAUAAAGCUGUUUAUCUUCAAAUGAAAAAAAAUCAUGGUGAAAAAAUUCAACCUGUUGAAAAAUCUCAUCAUCAUUUAAUGUCACUAUCAUUUCGUCGAGCUCAAUGUUAUCCAACAAAAUAUUUAAUUUGUUUAACAGAUCGUUUAAAACCUUUUCAAUGGACAAAUAACUUUGAUUUUUUUCCAACUUAUUCAACACUUAAUUCUUAUUUGAUUAUUAUUGUAAAUGAUGAAACAUCGAAUGAAAAAAAUUUCCUACGAGUACAAGUUGCUAUUCAAAAUGAUGAAGAUAAUGAAUUAAGUGAAAGUGAAUUUCUUAAUAAACAAAUUCGUCAUCUACAAUUAUUAGAUAAAAAUCAAACACAAACGAAAACAAUACUUGAAGAAGAACAAUUAAAUAAUGAUUCAUUUAUGGAUGAAUAUGCUUUAAUUAAAUCAGAUAUUUGUACAAGUUGUUAUCGAGACAUGGAUGAAACAAUUCCGAUGACAGCUGUGAAAGCUUGUGCACAUUGGUUAUGUAAUGAAUGUUGGAAACAACAUCUUGAAAAUUCUAUUAAACAUAUUAAAGUUGUUCUUUGUCCUGAAUGGAAUUGUGAUUCAAUUGUUGAUGUUGGUACAAUUUUAUCAUUGGUUAAUGUACGUUGUACGAAUAUUUAUGAACGCAAUAUAGAAAAAUGUCUCGUAAAUCUAUCUCGUUCAUAUAUAAAAUGUCCAUCAAAAUCUUGUUCAAAUAUUGUUCAAGUAGUUGGUUCAGGUGUUGAUCAUGUUCGAUGUCGUUGUGGUCAUCAAUUUUGUAUAAACUGUGGUUGUAAUCAUAUGACUUAUCGAUGUGGUGCUGAAUUUUGUUGGAGUUGUACUGGUUAUUGGAAAGAUCACAAUGCACCUGAUGGAACAUUUCGUAGUCCAAAACUAGCUAUACCAUUACAAGAAGAAACUUUAUCUAAACAACAUAGCCAAUCUCGACAUUAUCAUUAUAAUGCAAUUUAUCAUCGACAUGAACGCAUUUUACAAUUUCAAUCAAAACAAAAUGAAAAUGCUAAACGUUUACUUGGUACAAUACCAUUAGAUAAAGGAACUUUAUUCGAUAGUACACUUAUAAAAUCACAAAUUGAUAAACGUGAAUCUGUUUUACGUCAUUUAUAUGAAAUGGUUAAAUAUAUUAAAUAUUUACAUAGUAUAUGUGAAUUUAUAGCUGAUUCAGCUGAUAGUUAUGGAAAUAAUCCAAGUGAAUUUCGUAAUGGUUCACAACCACUUGAAACAAUUGUUUUUAAUAUGAGUCAAAUAUUAGAAGGUGGAAAAGGUUAUAAAGCUAUUGAACAAUUAAAACAAUUACAUGCAUCAAGUGAAAAAAUUAUUGAACGUCUUCGACGUGCUGUUACAUUAAGAGAAUUACGUUGA
Molecule: messenger RNA, 1899 nt
Organism: Rotaria sp. Silwood1
Lineage: Eukaryota; Metazoa; Rotifera; Eurotatoria; Philodinida; Philodinidae
Source: the annotation of a GenBank genome assembly